AUGCUACCCAAUAGUGGAACACACAACCCUGUCACAAAGAAUACAGGAACAGUGCCUAAAAUUUAUCAGCUACCUAGCGAUCCCAGAAUAACAAUAGGGAUAAGAAGUACAGAUCUGCCGGCAAACAUUGAUAAGACGAUAUUUAACUUCAACAAUGGGAAUGCUACAUCGGAAGAAGACAGAAGCUCAGAAAAUCAAUACCCCCAGGGGCAGAACCUACUGUUUCAUUCGCCUAACAGCACUUUCCCUCUGAGAACGAAAUUCAGCCCUAUAAAAAACUCCCAAAUGGACACAGACCCUACGAAAGAUAAUCAACCCUUCAUCACACCAAAAAAAUUCAGCUCGAAUUUCGAAAAACUGAUAAGGGAGAAAUCCAAGAAAACGCUGACUAAAACCUCCAAUAGAUAUCAUGUCCUCACUGAAGAUUCGGAUUCUGAAAUGGAUGAUGAGAAAAAGUCCGGUAAGACAAGAGAAGACAAAGAAAAUAGUAAAACAGUAGAAAAUAAAGAAGAAACAAUCGAAAGCAUAUUGGCAGAGAACAAAGCCUCUAAUACCAAAAACCCUCCAAGAAAGGUUACAACAACCCCAAAAAACAAAACUCAUAUGCCCCCCAUAAUUAUAGACGGUAAAACAGCUAGUCAGAACACCCUUGUCAAUGAUAUUAAAGCCAUCGUAAGUGGGAAAUUUAGUAUCAAGCAUACAAACACCCCAACCAUACUUUUCCUCGAAGAAAAAGAGGAUCAUGAAAAAAUGGUAAAUAUCAUAAAAGCUGAAAAACUCCCCUACCACACCUACACGAACAGGGAAGAAAAAACCCAUGAGUUUGUACUCAGGGGACUGGCAGACGGUACCAAAAUUGAGCAAAUAGAUGAGGACUUGGCCGAAGAGUACGACAUCAAAGCCAGAUCAAUCUUUAGAAUGAAUACCAAAAAUCGUCCGCUUUUCCUGGUCAUAACGGAUCCCACUAUCACUCUUGAUUACCUCAAUAAAAACGCCAGAAGAGUUCUAUACACAAGGGUGGUGUGGGAACUCCGUAAAUCUGUCAAGCAAAUAGUUCAAUGCCACACUUGUCAGCAGUGGGGGCAUGCGACAGCGAACUGUGGGAGACAGCCAAAAUGCGUCAAGUGUGCGGGUGAUCACCACACAAGCACCUGUCUCAAGACAAGAGACACCCCAGCAACAUGUGUAAACUGUGGUGGUGAUCACCCCGCGAAUUAUACAAAAUGUAAGAGCUAUACGGAUAGGUUAGAGAGGCUAGAACUUAACCGAAUGCAGAAACCACAGAAGACUAAAUAUGUACCCGCCCCCGUACCGGCUAUUAACCAAUGGGACGCGAGAAGAACCAACGGAAGAAUUGAUGAUUUCCCAGCGUUACCCAAUAGAAACACCAGGCCAAAUGUGAGAAAUAACAGCACAUCUUCGAUUCCCAGAAUGGAGGGUCCAAGGCAGAUGGCUCAGGGAUCAGUUACGGCCGAUGUCACAUCCUUAAAUGAAGCGUUCGCGGAGCUAAAUAGCUUAGUUAACAUAGGUGAGUUGGCUAGAGCGGUUAGGCAACUAAACGCACAAAUCAGACUUUGCAAAACGGGACAAGAACUCAUAGAAACUUACAACCAUUUCAUGACUAACGUAGACUUUAACUUCAAACUUAGAAACUAA
Messenger RNA from Psylliodes chrysocephalus, 1656 nucleotides. NCBI's taxonomy places the organism in Eukaryota, Metazoa, Arthropoda, Insecta, Coleoptera, Chrysomelidae. The record is from the annotation of a GenBank genome assembly.